Messenger RNA from Dothidotthia symphoricarpi CBS 119687, 1020 nucleotides. RefSeq lists its product as uncharacterized. The record is from RefSeq and is a predicted model, not a curated record. The coding region runs from base 1 to 843 and encodes 280 amino acids. Gene Ontology annotation, molecular function: RNA binding. The transcript is spliced from 6 exons. Gene Ontology annotation, biological process: tRNA modification. Lineage: Eukaryota; Fungi; Ascomycota; Dothideomycetes; Pleosporales; Dothidotthiaceae.
AUGGACUCUGCUCCAAAGAAAAGAAAGGCAGAGUCGGACGAACGACAUGACGGUGGUCACAAGAAAGCCAAGGGAAAAAAGAAGUGGGACACACCCCGGCGGGGAGCAGAGGGUCGAGCCAUACAGGCAGGCGACACAGGCAUAUGGGCGACAUGUAGUAUGAAGAAUGAAGCGAAAACCGUUGCCGACCUCCGAGAUCUAUUUCAAGAGUACGCAACUAAGCUGUACGGAACGGGCGAGACGAAUGAAGCGUCUGACGAUUCCGACGCUGGCGAUGAUAUCGAAACUGAGAUUCAGAAAGAACUCGCCGAUAUACGCAAGCCGACAGUAAAGCCAUUGUUCACAUCGAUCAAGCUGCCCACCCAAUGCUUGGUCUUCUUCAAGACACGCCUACCUGUUGAGCCUGUUUCAUUCGUUCAGAGGAUCUGUCAGGACACAGCAGACGGUGCUCAGCCGAAGAACUGUCGCUUUGUGAAGCGACUCACGCCAAUGACGGCAAUCGAAAAGGCGACCACUAGGGGUCUCGAUGCCGUGGCAAAGCUAGUGCUUGCUCCUCAUUUCCACGGCCCUGAUAAUGCGGGAAAGAAGUUUGCAAUACGACCGUCAAUACGGAAUAACAAAGAGUUCACGAGGGACGGGAUUAUCAAAACUGUCGCGGCUACAGUAGGCCCUGGUCACAAGGUUGACCUUCAUGGAUAUGAUCAUCUCAUCCUCGUGGAAAUCUAUCAGAACGUACUGGGGAUGAGCGUGGUUGGUCCCGACUUUGACAAACUAAAACGUUUCAACCUUGACGAGCUUCGCCAGCCGUCGUCCACCAACGACGGGCCAGAUCGAGAGACGUAAAUUAUAGUUGGAGAAAUGCAUGAUUCAAGGCUGACGUGAACAAUCCCGGCCGCCUGUUCGAAAUCUUUUUAGUCCUGCGUCAUCAGGCGUCCUAUAGCUGCAACUCUUCAAAUGUAGUCCUUAUGGCAGGCAAGUGUGAGUAAUAGAUGUAAAUAUUAUACAACAACAUCAAACGCU